This is a messenger RNA of Trichomycterus rosablanca, 2637 nucleotides long. RefSeq names its product golgin A5 (gene golga5). Gene Ontology annotation, biological process: retrograde transport, vesicle recycling within Golgi; Golgi organization. The record is from RefSeq and is a predicted model, not a curated record. The transcript has 13 exons. Gene Ontology annotation, cellular component: Golgi membrane; Golgi cisterna. The coding region runs from base 130 to 2358 and encodes 742 amino acids. Lineage: Eukaryota; Metazoa; Chordata; Actinopteri; Siluriformes; Trichomycteridae.
AUAUUUGAUGAUGUUGAUGGAAGAGGAGAUUUUAUAGCGAGUCUUCUGGACGCUUUUAUGUCAUAGGCAAUGUCCGAGCUGAAUUUGUUUCCUGGACCUUUAUAAAUCUGAGUUACUGCUGACCACGAGAUGUCUUGGUUGGUGGAUUUAGCGGGCCGAGCUGAGGACUUCUUGAAUAAGGUGGACCAGGGAGCGGCAACUGCUCUGACCAAUCAUCCAACCAUCAAAUCCUCCUCAACAUCUUACGACCCUCCAGAACCAAACCUAACCGACUCCCCUUACAAUCCUCAGCACGGCUACACAAGCCAUGAGUCGCUUGGCUACAUCUCCAGUGCUGCUGGGAACAUCAAGAAAUCCAAAGCCACCGUGCUAGCAGGCACGUCGAAUGUGGCUAGUACAACUGCUCUGGGUUCAGGGAGCAGUGCUGGUGCAGUAAAAACCUUGUCAAACUUUGUGAGGCCCAAAAAACCAGAAGUGGAUGAUGACAUGCUUUUCGACUUUCUGAACAGUUCGGAUCCACCACUGAGCGAGAAAAGGGAGGUUAGAAGGGCCACAGCAUCUCAGGUGAUGGGUCUGGCUGAUGGAUCGUCUCAAGGGCAGGUAUCAAUCCCAUCAGCCCCGGAUACUCCUCCAUCAACACGGGCGCUGUCCCGAACCUCCAGUGUCAGCUCACUUACUGCAAGCACACACAGCGCCAAGACAGAUGACGGCUCCACUCGAGACAUCAGUCAAGGUGAUGCUCCGGAGAGCUCAGAUUCUGGUCUUGCUGCUCCUCCAGAUGCUCCAACUACAGCUGAGUCAACCACAGCUCAAGAGGAGCAGCUCAGCCAGGUCAUGUCUGGUUUACGUUUGGAGAAUCAGCUUUUACGCAGUGAAGUUUCCUCACUCAACCAGGAGAUGGCAUCUAUCAUCCAGAGGGCCAAGGACACACAGGAAGAGCUGAAUCAAUCCCGAUCCCGAGCUGAGAAGUGGAACACGGAGCAGAGUCGCUCCGACCGCGCGGUCAGAGAUCUUCGGGCUCAGGCUGAUGAUCUUACACAUGCUCUGACUGCCAAGGAUGCCCAGCUGGCUGUGCUGAAGGUGAGAUUAGAUGAGGCUGAUCAGUUACUGAAGGCUCGGAGCUCGGCACUGGAGGAGGCUCACAACGAGAGGACCAGGAUCCUGCAGGACCACACUGACGGGAACAGCAUGCACUCUCAGCUUCUGCAGACGCUGCAGGAGCGAGUCCGAGAGGCUGAGGCGGGCCUGAAGAGAGAGCAGGACAGUUACAGACAGAUGCAGAGCGAGUUCUCAGCACGGCUGGCAAGGAUAGAAGCAGAUCGGCAGACGUUGGCAGAAUCGCUGACGAGUGCAGAGCGCAAAGCAGCGGAGGAGAAGCAGAGAGCUGACGAGUUUCAACAGCAGGCCAAAAAUGCCCGAACUUCUGCAGAUUAUGCCAAGCAGGAGCUACAGGACUACAAAAACAAGGCGUCACGCAUCCUACAGUCCAAGGAGAAGCUGAUCAGCAGUCUGAAGGAGGGCUCGGCUUUGGAGGCACUGGAUGCAGGAGGUGCAGUAGAAGUGGAACUGGAGGAGUUACGGCACGAGAAAGAGCUGCAGAGGGAGGACAUUCAGAAACUGCAGGCCCAGAUACAGACCCUGCGCUCUGAGAUUCAGGACCUGGAGAAUCAGGCAGUGGUAGAAGCAGAGAACUGGAGGGAACAGCAGGUGUUGUUGCAGGAACAAAACACACAGCAGAGCCGAGCCAAACAAGAGGUGGAGGCUGAACUGGAACGCUGCAAACAGGAGCUGAAUUACGUUGAGGAGGAACAUCAUCGCACCAAAAGCACACUGCAGAGUCGCAUCAAGGACAGAGAAGACGAGAUCCAGAAACUCAGAAACCAGCUGACCAAUAAAGCCCUGAGCAGCAGUAGCCAGGUGGAGCUGGAGGGGCGUCUGCACCAGCUCACUGAGACUCUGAUCCAGAAGCAGACCAUGCUGGAGGCUCUGAGCACAGAGAAGAACUCGCUGGUCUUCCAGUUGGAGAGACUAGAGCAGCAGCUGAAGAGCGCACAGGGAGGCCAGAGCAGUGGCUCUCACAUAAACAUGGCUGCUGUAGAUGGACCAGGUGCCAGACAGAGGAACACCCCGGUUCUGUUCAGUGAUCAGGACUCGACGACUGGAGUGUAUGGGAAAGUGCGCAAAGCAGCCAGCACCAUAGACCGCUUCAGUAUCCGGUUAGGGAUCUUUCUCAGACGUUACCCCAUGGCCAGAGUCUUCGUAAUCAUUUAUAUGGCACUACUGCACUUCUGGGUUAUGAUUGUUCUGUUGACGUACACCCCUGAGAUGCACCCACAGUCCCAUCCAAAUGGCAGAUAGAAACACCUUUUUAAAAACCUUGUAAAUUAAAAAGAAAGAAAUUAAGAAAAUUAGUGUACAUGUAUUAAAAAAAAAGCUAUACUGUUUUUCAGAAGCUGAAUGGCUGUUUAUGCAUAUUCAGUCUGAGCUGGUACCCAUGAUUUGCACAUUUAAUUUUGCUUCUUUAUUUUCAAACCCGGAAAACGUCUUCAGUAUCACUGGAGCAUCACAUGAAAUAUAUUUGAAAACAGAUUUUGAUGUUAGGGUUUUAUUUAAAGCAAAUAAAUACAGUGGAUUUUU